ACUUUUCACGGAAAUGUUGCAUUUGGCAUUAUUUCUGCCUUUUCUCGUCAAUUUUGUUACUUGUGAAGAUGACCAAACUAUGGCCCUGAAAUUUCUAGGCCAUUAUGGAUACAUCUCAUCCUCACGAAGCGGUAACCACGAUGUAGCGACCGCUAUCCGAGGGUUUCAGAAAUUCUAUGGUCUCCCAGUGAAUGGCGAGCUCGAUGAAGCAACAGUUAGUCUCAUGAAGAAGCCUCGAUGUGGUAUGGCAGACCCUGUUGAGGAGGGCAGACGCGUGCGAAGGUACGCUACUAAUGGAGAGUGGAGAAAGAAUCAUUUGACUUAUUUUGUGCAGCAUGGCUACGAUCUACCCAAUGAUCAACAAACGGUCAUAUUUGGUCAAGCAUUUAAGUUCUGGGCUGAUGUGUCCGGAAUGUCAUUUAGCGAGGUCAUGGAUGCCAACAGCGCAGACAUCAAGAUAAGUUUUGGACGGUACAGUCACGAAGGGACUAGUGUGGAAAGAACUUGUCCUUAUCCCUUUGACGGAGCUGGAGGUACUUUAGCGCAUGCGUACUAUCCUUCUGACGGACGAGCUCAUUUUGAUGAGGAUGAAACGUUUACUCAUGACACAUCUAGUGGUACCAACCUUCUGUGGGUGGCAACCCACGAGUUUGGUCAUUCUUUAGGACUGGCUCACUCUAAUGUCCGUGGUGCCAUCAUGUACCCCUACUAUACAGGCUAUGUACCAAAUAUGCAGCUUCAUUCUGACGACAUUGCAGGGAUACAGUAUUUAUACGGCCCCAACACUGGCGGUGGUGGUGGAGUACAGACUCCUAUUCCUAGCCUUGCUCCCACUACUCCUGCUCCCACAGAUUCAGGUACGUGCAGCGACAGAAUGGGAUGCAAACCUUAUGUGGAUGCUGAUUAUUGCCGAAUAUACCCCGAUAAUAUGAAGUACUGGUGCCCCAAGUCCUGUUUCAAUUGUAACGUGUGAACGCCGAAACUAAGUGUCACGUGAGACGCACUCUACAAAAUCAUUGAUGUAGAAGUAUGUCAGAUACAACUCAAUAAAAAAUACAUAAUUGCA
Messenger RNA from Pocillopora damicornis (cauliflower coral), 1066 nucleotides. Its product is annotated as matrilysin. Gene Ontology annotation, molecular function: metalloendopeptidase activity; zinc ion binding. Gene Ontology annotation, biological process: extracellular matrix organization; proteolysis; collagen catabolic process. The record is from RefSeq and is a predicted model, not a curated record. NCBI's taxonomy places the organism in Eukaryota, Metazoa, Cnidaria, Anthozoa, Scleractinia, Pocilloporidae. Gene Ontology annotation, cellular component: extracellular matrix.